UGCCAGCAGCAGUGGGCUCCGGAGUUCAUGGACCUCGUAAACAGUGGAUACUGGCCAGCUUCCACCAGCUCUUCUACUUUGUAUUCCCUCAACCUUUUCAGCAGUGUAAGAGAACUGAAAGUCAUCGCGCCGGCACUAUCCAGACAAGCCUUUGCAAAGCUGCUGGAGCAUCGUACAAAGUGUGGUGGGCGGUCAGGACCAGUGUGUGGGGACACGCUGCAGCGCAGCUUCCUGGAGUUUUCCUUUUGUGCUUUUGAGGAAGAUAACUUGUCCUGCGGUGCACCUUUCACUUGCCCCGCUUGCACCCCAGACAUGCUGGCAAUCUCUGUGGAUGGCAACAGGAAGCUAUACCGGUUUCUCCGAAAUGGAAGCUCCGACUCUUCGUUUUUUGAAGGGGCAUUUAUUGCAGAAGACGCAUCUGUGUCUGCAUUUGUUGAUGUCUUGCAUAAAGCUGUGAAACAGCUACCUGGACAAGGCAGAUGUGGGAGCUCCUCGUGGACAGCAGCGAAGGAGACUUCUAGGAGGACCUUCAAGUUGGACGAAGAGGGCAUGGAGGUUGCGGUGUGUCGGCAUGGUUUCCUCCUUAAAGCACUUAAUAUGUUCAGAGGUGAAAUCUUUGCCUACCCCAUGUAUCUGCACAAGGAGUUGAUGAGUUCAAAGCCAAGGUUUAUCGCCAUGGAUGUAAUGUGUAAAUACUGGCCAUAUUUACACAAAUCAGCAAACAUCCUUCCUGAUCUCCAGGGGCUAACAUCAAUCAGGCCUUUCCUAAGCGUCAUGCACGCUACAGCACAUUCCACUAAGUGUGAGAUUACAUGGAGUGGCAAAAACCAAGAAGGAGCAGGGUCAACUGCGGGGGAGGAAGUUGAACAGGUGAACAGCUACCUCUCCCGCUGUGCCUUAACGACUAAAUACAUGUCGAAAGGAGCACGUGUGGAUAUGCUUACAAUCCAUGCUAUGGCUUGGAACUACAAAAAAAUCACAACACUACAUCUGGCAUUGUCUGCAAGAUAUGUGAAGACUUGCCAGAGGCUUCAGGAGGAGACUGCAAGUCUAGCGGAGCUUAAAGAAAGCUUGGCUUGCACCGAUGAAGCAGUGUGGGUGUCUGAUGUGAGGGAAUGGGCAGCUGGUGACACAACAGGUACUUCCCUAGAGCAGUCCAUUGAGGGACGUUACCUUAACGUGAGGCAGCGGAAACAGGCUCUAUACCGCCAAAAUGAUAGUGGCAAGUUCCGUCACCGCCUGCGGAGGAAAAUUGCUGAGAGCAAGAGACUGCUAUUGAAAGACAUAGAGACCUACAACAGUCAUGAGCCUGCCAUGCCAAUUGAUGUUAAUGAAGUGGAGCAGUCGCUAUCAGGAGACAACCCGUCCCCAACAUGGCCGUGGGAGGUUCAUGGCAGCGCACAAAUCGAAGACAAGUUAAAAAUUUUUAACAAAGCCAUGCUGAAAAUGAGACUGGAGGAAGAAAGGACAAUACUUGUUCAGGAGAUGGCCCAGCACUGCUCAUGGUUGCAGAAGUUGCAGGCAACUCUUAAAAGAAAAACUUCAGAGGAAGACAAGCGAAACAAGGGCCUUUCCUGUCUCUGCAGAAGACGACUGUCUGAAGUUUCGGAUACAUUGAAAGAGGUGCUCCUUCAAUACAAGGCUGUUUUAGGCCCUCAGGGCUCUGCUAUAGAACUGGAAGAUAAACAGGAGAAUGAAAGUGAUUUCAGCAGUCCAGACACCAGUGAAAAUGAAGAGGAGGAGUGCAGUGAGGAGUUACCGGGCAGGUGUCUGUAAUCGCUUGCUUGCGGCCUGGGCAGUGUAAAAGGACUUCAUGGGUGCCAUUCCGGGUUCCUUCUCUCCUGUAUCACAUUGUUUUGCUUUUUGUUUGCCUUUUUGCCUCAUUUCAUACCAUAUCAUUUAUACUGAUUAUUGCUUAUGUCUCAUUUUUCA
Molecule: messenger RNA, 1932 nt
Organism: Labeo rohita (rohu)
Lineage: Eukaryota; Metazoa; Chordata; Actinopteri; Cypriniformes; Cyprinidae
Exons: 13
Coding region: 28-1776 (582 amino acids)
Source: RefSeq, a predicted model, not a curated record